CUCCUCCUCCUCCUGCUGCUCACUUCCUGAUUUCUCAGCAGCAACAGAUAGAUGAGGACCGUCUGACUGCGGCCAGUGCGACGUCGUGGCCCCGAUAACACAGCCCCGGGAGCGGCUUUGGCUUCGCCGAGGAGAGCCGCCGCGCCGCAGCCGCCAUGGCGGAGACCACGGCCGCCACCGCUGCUGCCGCCGCUGCCUGCGUGUUCGAGGACAUCCAGUAUGAAGACAUCCAGGUCGAAGCGGCUGUUGGCAGAGGGACUUUCGGGGUGGUCUUCAAAGCUCAGUGGAAAGGGAAGGAUGUGGCCAUCAAGACCAUCGAGAGUGACAACGAGAGGAACGCCUUCCUCGUGGAGCUCCGCCAGCUCUCCCGGGUGAAUCAUCCCAACAUUGUUAAGCUGUACGGCUCCUGUGACAAUCCGGUCUGUCUGGUCAUGGAGUAUGCUGAAUGUGGCUCUUUAUAUAACCUCCUGCACAGCGCAGACCCUCAGCCUCACUACACAGCAUCCCACGCAAUGAGCUGGUGUCUGCAGUGCGCCCAGGGAGUGGCUUAUCUCCACGCCAUGAAGCCAAAGGCCUUGAUUCACAGAGACCUCAAACCGCCCAACCUGCUCCUGGUGGCUCGUGGCACGGUGCUGAAGAUCUGUGACUUUGGAACAGCGUGUGACAUUCAGACCUACAUGACCAACAAUAAAGGCAGCGCAGCCUGGAUGGCCCCGGAAGUGUUUGAAGGCAGUAACUACAGCGAGAAGUGCGACGUGUUCAGCUGGGGAAUCAUCCUGUGGGAGGUCAUCACACGCAAGAAGCCCUUCGAUGAGAUCGGAGGCUCUGCCUUCUGCAUUAUGUGGGCCGUUCACAGAGGUACACGGCCCCCCCUGAUCCGAGAUCUUCCCGAGCCCAUCGAGACUCUUAUGACUCGCUGCUGGGACAAGGAGCCCAGCCAGAGGCCGUCCAUGAGCGAGGUCAAGAACACCAUGAGCGGUCUCAUGAAGUACUUCCCAGGAUCUGAGGAACCACUCAACCUGGCUCACCAGUCUUCAGCCAGCAGAAGCGGCUCCUCCUCAGCCACAAGUACAGGGACCUGUGCUGACGGCACCUUCAACAGUAACCGGAGCGACGACAGCCCAGAGCGCAGGAACUCGGUGGGCAGAGAGGAAACACUGAAAAGCUUCGAGUCCAAAUUCCCACUGCCUUUCAAACCUUCCAAGACUGCCACGCUGCGGACCGGUCUGUCCCGGGUUUCUAACGUGGAUUCUCAGCCAGGACGCUCCCAGAGCCCCACGUACUCCACCAGCCCAGGAACCGCCAGCAGCCAGUCGGAGCUGAGGAUGACUUUAAGCCCCACAGCUACCAACGGAAUAGACGGCUCCUUUCCCAUGGCCUACCUGAAACUGGAUCACCAGCUGCAACCUCUCGCUCCGUGUCCCAACUCCAAAGAGUCCAUGGCCGUGUUCGAGCAGCACAUCCGGAUGGCUCAGGAGUACCUCAAAGUUCAGUCGGAGAUCGCUCGCUUCGCAAGGAAAAAACAGGAGCUGAUGGCCGAGCUGGAGCAGGACCAGCGGGAGCAGCAGACCUCAUCUCGGCUCAUCCAGGAGCACAGCAAGCUGCUGGAGGACAACGGCAACCUGCUGGUCCGCUGCCAGGGCCUGAAGAGCAAACUGAGUCUGAUCAAGAGUCAGAACCUGCACCACAGCUAGGACCGGCAGGCCGACCGCACCUCCGACUCCUCGUCCUCCGCCUGGCUGGACUGCAGUGUAUCAGGAUGACCGUACAAGAAAAAAAAGUCCAUCUAACGUGGAAGUUCUCAUUGUUUUGGAUGUGAACUUUAACUCCUAAAAGAGGAUCCAGUAUUUUGUUAACUGGGAUUGUUGGCAAGUAGGCGUCAGCGCUGCUUGUUGCUUUCUAGCGACUGAAGCCUGAAUGGAUUCGUGCGACGAGCCACAGGUUAGGGGAGCUGCUGGGAAAGAGAGAAAAGCUUGUUUUGAUAUCGACUCUGUGUCAUGAUAAUUUUUGUCACGUAAGAAAGCAGAUGAGAAACACCUGCGUACGACUGGACCAAACUGAACCGCGGGCCGGGAGGGCGGCUGCAUGUUGAGAUAUUUUGUUCCCGGUCAUCUUGACAGGUUGCAGAACAACGACAGAAUGCAGUAUUUCCCUAUUUGUUGUAAAACAACAACCCGCAGCUGAUAAGUGGAGUCUGAUUAGAUCUUAAAGCUUCUGGUCUGUCAGGAGGGGAUAAGAAGCACAGCAAAUCAAUGUCAACUCAAGGUUAACACACAAAAAGAAGCAAGUCUAGUGCCUGGGCUGUGUGAAUGUGCUGCUGGCUGUCAGCGAAUGAAUCGACGACACUUUGAUGCCCUCUAAGGUCCUGCUCAGAUCAGCAGAUGUUACAAUAGUUGAGUCAUCUCAAGGCUGCAGGGUGGCCGAGCAGCAGAAAUAAUCUGAGGGUCAGAGAGACGCCUUCACACAGCAUGAUUUUUAUCUUUUUAACUGUUGAGAUGAAAUAAUAUUAAGAAGACACAAACAAAAACGAUUAUGAUGGUUGCAGACUAAAGAUCUAAUUAGCACCAAGGGGCGAUUUCCUACAGGUGUUAAUAUUUUUUUUUUUUUUAUGGGAAAUAUUCAACCAGCAGUCGCCCGGCGUGUCACCUCUGAAUGAUGGCGCUCUGAUCUGCAGCCGUGUGGGCCUGAUAAGUGUUGCUUACAGUCCAAACAUUGUCAGUUUGUGUUGGAAAUGUCUUCUGAAGACGUGGACGUGUGUAGUGUUUCCACUGCAGACUUCUUCAAGUACAAAUCUGCUCACUGACAAAAAAAAAAAGAAAAGAAAGAAAACAUAGCAGUUUCUCAAGUCAGUCGGACUUGUAAUACGAGUGCCUUUAGUUUCUUCAGGUAGAGGAGUUUUGCCGCUGUGAGUGGAUCACAGCGGUUUGAUGGGACCAAACAGACUUUAUUCAGAGAAAAUACCCUCCAACCCACGACUGCAUUUCCCCCAGGGUUUGGAAGACAUUCAGCCAGUAACGUUAUUUUUCUUUUUUUCUUUUUCAUUUUGUUUUAUGCUUCUUUUUUUUUUUUUAAAUUGUGUCAUGUUGGGGGGGAAGAAAAAAAAACCUUAUGAAUUUCCUAGUUUUCUACCAGUUUUACUGUGAAUACAAAAUGUUGCCAAAGGAAUUUCUGCUCCGGAGACAUGUUGCCUCAGAGCGAAAGAAAAGUGUUUAAAAUGACUGCAUUGUAUGAAUUAUGUGCUAGAGCUACAUUUUACAACCCGAACUGCAAAAGUUGGGAUGGCGUGUUAAACUGAAGUGAAAGGACACGAUUAUGUGUAAAUAUAAACCGAAACUGCUUUGAGUUUGAUUGCGGCGACGCUUCUCUCCGCUGAAACAAUGUUGUCGCUCCGGGUGUGAUUUGUGGUCUAACUUUGUCUUGCUGAACUAUGCAAGUCCUUCCCUGAAGAGAAUAGAAUGUUCUAAUACCUCCUGAUGCGGUUUAGCAGCGAUGGUGCCUUUCCGUGUGCAACCUGCAGCCCCACACCACCACAACACCCAAGAGCUUUUUCACUCCUGACCGUCUUUAAACAACCGGCUCAAUCAGCUUUUCCCCGCCUCAGCUAUUGGAGAUGUGUUUCUAGGAUCUGAUUGUUUUUUGUUUUUUUUUGAUAUGAUAAACUGCCUCCCUUCUAUCACCUGACAUGCUGUUUAUUGUGAAUAAAAUCUGGGUUUAAGGGAUUUGCU
Molecule: messenger RNA, 3725 nt
Organism: Salarias fasciatus (jewelled blenny)
Lineage: Eukaryota; Metazoa; Chordata; Actinopteri; Blenniiformes; Blenniidae
Product: mitogen-activated protein kinase kinase kinase 7-like
Exons: 14
Coding region: 156-1694 (512 amino acids)
Biological process (GO): positive regulation of canonical NF-kappaB signal transduction; JNK cascade; protein phosphorylation
Molecular function (GO): MAP kinase kinase kinase activity; ATP binding
Source: RefSeq, a predicted model, not a curated record